Molecule: messenger RNA, 672 nt
Organism: Aspergillus brunneoviolaceus CBS 621.78
Lineage: Eukaryota; Fungi; Ascomycota; Eurotiomycetes; Eurotiales; Aspergillaceae
Exons: 1
Coding region: 1-672 (223 amino acids)
Source: RefSeq, a predicted model, not a curated record
AUGUGUCCAAAUCCUGUAUGCAGCCGAGCCGGUUCAACAGGCGGCGAGUGGUGGUGUGAAAAAUGCUUUGCGCGUGUGAGGCGUGCUGCAAGACGGCCAGAUAGAGUCCUCGAUGCAGAUAAGGAAUGCCUGUCUUGUGGGGGCAAGACGCGUGAUUGGCAUAAGCGUGAAGAUGGUUGGCUAUGUCAUAAUUGCUGGAAAAAAGAAGGCCCCAAUGAUGAAGAGAUUAGAAAGAGUAGAAGAAGAGCAACUCCACGGACUGAUUGUUGGCAUUGCGGGAACGACAAGAGCGUGGCAUGGAGCUUCAAAUUCUGGCAAUGGCUCUGCCAGAAGUGCAAAAAUAGGGGCAAAGAUGGACCUGAAUGGCUACCUUUGCUUCAAAGACAGGUUGCCGGACUGGAAUUCCCCUGUGACAACUGUCAAAGGAUCAAGUCGAGAGGUUGGACCAUUUCUGAAGUGAAAACUGGUCUUUAUCGGCUUUUGUGCCAUAAGUGCAAAUGGCAGAAAAUUUGUGUCGAGGACGAAGUGACAUAUCAAGCGUAUGCUUGGCGAAGUGGUUAUCCACCAACCGGCAGGGAACCACCCAUGACGGAACAAUUAGUUGCCUAUAUGAGGCAAAAAGGGAUCGACAACAGUGCUGAGGCCAUAAAAAAGCUGGAAGAGCCUGCGUAA